Molecule: messenger RNA, 1532 nt
Organism: Styela clava
Lineage: Eukaryota; Metazoa; Chordata; Ascidiacea; Stolidobranchia; Styelidae
Source: RefSeq, a predicted model, not a curated record
CUAAAUGACUAUGAAAUGCUAGUAAUUUUGUUUGGAAAGAGAAAUGUAAUAUUUGUUACAGUUGAACGCGUACUUCACAACAUUUGGUUGAGGCGAGUGUGAUAGAGAACAAAAGUUAAGCAGAGAUUUUUGGUCGCUGAAAAUUUCUUGCCAAGCGGUUUGUCAUAUCAACAUUAGAAUAAAGAUUGUUCGAAUAAUUUACUUUUUCAGGCAAAAAAAAUAUACGUCAUGAUGCGUUUUGGUGUUUGGAUUAGAAUCGCCUUUGUAAUAAUAGCAUUUGUGAUGGCAACUGCGAUGAAUAGAAGUGUUUGCGCACAAAUAAAAGGCGGAGUCUGUAUUCGCAAGUACAAAGAUGGAAAAUUAUUAUCUCAAGGUGAUUGUGAAUUCCAUAAUGGAUUGGAUAUUGCCAACGAAAUUAAACUCAAUAUUGCAAGAAAAAAUUGCGAUGUUAAAUACGGCGGUAGAUGUUUCAAAUAUGUACUGCAUUCAACUUCUGAUGUCGUGUAUGAAGAGGCAAAACUACUAUGCGAUGAAAUUGGUUGGACUGUGGCAAACAUAUACGAUGAUGAUCACUAUAAAAUGAUAAAACAAUACUUGUCUUCAACAAUGGCUCCUCUGCGGAAAAUAUAUCUUUGGACCGGGAUGACCUUCAAGCGAGGAGAGGUAUUGCAACGUUCCGGAGAAAAGAUUAUAGUCUCUUCCAUAUGGUACGAAGGUUAUCCUUCCACGGACUCAAGAUAUACAGGCAUGGCGAUAGAAGUUGAUAAUGACAAGAACGAGAAGCACCAAGGAGUUUAUAACUUUCCGCCAGACGAGCCACUUUAUGGAGCUUUGUGUGAAUUGUAAAGCGAAUAUAUUGUGUCAGCGUCUCUGAUUUGUACAAUGUCAAAUUUGUCAGCUAUGUACUUCCUGUCAGCAAUGUCGAACAUUUUUAUUUUAUACACUUAAUGACGUACCAAUUUCUGCGUAGUCGACAUUGCUAACCGAGUCGACAAACUGGAUAAUUCCGACACAGCAAUGUAGAUAAUGGCUAAGAGAGUCGACAUUACCCAAAAGCCGAUGUAGCGGAGAUUGCAGACAGAGUGGACAUUGCUGACAGGAACGAUAUAACCAACAGAGUGCACAAACAAGAGACGCUAUAUUGUGGUUGGUUCCACGGAUUGCUAGUCAAUUACUCGUGGCUGAAGACGAACUCAAGCGCAACCAAAACAUACUUAUGUAUUUGGUUGUACGUAUUUCUGUACAGGAAUGCGAUGCCCAGCAACAUGCACUAGUGAUAGAAAAUUCAACUGUAUAAAGCAGUUUAGGUAAUGGCCCAGUCUGAAGUAUGUCUCUCCGUUGGUCUGUCGUUAUUAUAAAAUUAAUUUUUCUUAAUACUUACAUUCUUACUUACAUUCUAAAAUAUAAAGUAUUAGACAUAACGUAAGUGUUUCAAUACGAUGCGCUCGCUAUUCGUGCUUUCGUUUUGUUCGUAAUAUGACGUUUUCCGACGUUCCUUGUAUGACGUAUACCAAGAAACAUCUAGAUAUAUG